Molecule: messenger RNA, 393 nt
Organism: Rotaria sp. Silwood1
Lineage: Eukaryota; Metazoa; Rotifera; Eurotatoria; Philodinida; Philodinidae
Source: the annotation of a GenBank genome assembly
AUGUCACCUACUAUAUAUGCUAUAAAUAUCAGACCUAAACAACGAAAUGCAUUUUCAUGUAAUAAACAAGAUAAUCAAGCAUGGAUAUGGAAUUCCGUUGAUGGAACUAUUCAAAGUAAACAUAAUGGUGCAUGUUUAACCUGGAAAGCAGAGCUUGAAAUAUGGGCAGGUCCACUUUCAGAUGGUUCACAAGCUGUAGUUUUACUCAAUCGUGGUAAUUUCGGAAGUGAAACAAUAACAGUGAAAUGGAGUGAUAUUGGAUUUCCUGUUGAUCAUUCAGCUGUAGUUCGUGAUUUGUGGGCUCGAAAAGAUCUUGGAACAUUUACUGGUAGUUAUACAUCACCAAAGAUAGAUCAUCAUGCUGUAAUGAUGUUAAAAAUUACUCUGAUGUAG